GGGCGGCAUCCAGAGACUUUAUCUUGGCUAUGAAGAGGAGGACGUAUUGGGCUCUAAUAUUACCCCUGAGGUACUCGUCAAGCUCCUACAAACUACAUCGUCAACGAACCCAGAUCUUCACCGCGAGCUGCUCGCUUUCGGCGGGUACGAAAAGUCGGAGGCUUAUGGGGUACUCCGUAAUAUGAACGCCACUACGGAGGUCAUGAACAAGCUCUUCCGCGAUCGCGACUUUUACUCUUUCGGAAAGGCGAUGGCCCCGUUGAUCAUCAAGGUCGAAUACCUUCUCCUGACAGCUGCAUGGCCGGAGGCGGAGGCACGUAGGACUGGCUUUCCCUGCCGCACGUACCAGGAAGCCUGGCCUCUCGGCGCGAAGGCCAUCCGCGAACGUGGCGUACCAGAGGAAACGUACUUGGCCGACAUCCUCGACGUCAAAUAUCUCAUGUCCUUAGGUCAAGAAGACGAAUCGCGCGCGAUGGCUGCUUCGCUCACCGAGAAGCAUCCGAACGUCCCAUUCUUCUACUACGUUGCCAGCCUCCGGGAGGAAGACAUGCAGCUGGGUCUACAAUACGCGAAGAAAGGACUCAAGUGCCCCGGUCUGACGCCAUACGUUCGCUUCAAUCUCUUGUACUGCACGCUAUACAACGCCUUCCAGAUCUCCCAGGAUAAGCUUCGAUUUGCCUCUACAGCGAGUGCGCAGACAAUCGCCGAGGGCUUUGCGUACGCGAGGAGCUCCAUAGAGGACGCGGAGACGUACAUGCGAGAGGCACCACCAGAUUGUCGAUGGUUGCGACCCAUCAUUUAUAUGUGGAUCCAAAAUUUGCUGCUCCUGCGAGGGCAUGAGCUGACGUUGAAAUCUCCAGAACUUGUGGAAGCGAAGCGCAGGCUAAAGCUAGCUGACAAAACCUCUCUCCUUCUCAACCAACGUCUCAAUCGCUCCUUCGGCCGUAUGACCUCCCUCGUUUUUCUCGAACGUAUGGGCGACGCUUGGGCUGAAUGGGGUCCCAUCGUCACAGAAUGGCAAGAAUCCGUGGCGGUUUUCGAAAGCUCACUUCCUCCACCGGUCGACGUCCCGAACGAUGACUCGGAAGAAGGCUACUUGGCCUGGUCGGAACGAGUCAAUAACGCUGUAGCUGCUGAGGGAUCGAACGGAGACGAUACGUCUUGGCGGAAGGCGAUGGCGGAGGUUGGGAAAUUCACGAGCGCGGAAUGGGACUCCUUGGUGGAGAUGAACCGGUGUGCGUGGUGCAGGACCCCGAGCGUUGUGUUGAAGAAGUGUAGAGGCCAAUGCUCUACCAAGUACUGCGACAAGACUUGCCAGAAGCAAGAUUGGCCGAGCCACAAGAAAGUCUGCGAGGACUAUAAUGGCACGAUCUAGUUGAAAGUAUUGCGCUUGUACGGACAUUCGCUCGCAGUUGCCCAAAUAUUUUACUGUUUUCCUACUAGUUAAUAUCAAUGCCGUUCUGUAGUCAAGUCGGUGAGAAAGUAUCGCGUCAAAACCCAUCGUUCAAUACCUGCUCAAGGCCACAUUCAGAUACUUACGCUCUGAAGUAGUACCACUUUUUGUUCAGCGUUUUGCUGGCUCGUCACACACGUAUGGCGCACUUGUCAUUCUUAGAUAUCUUCUAUAUAUAUG
Molecule: messenger RNA, 1633 nt
Organism: Stereum hirsutum FP-91666 SS1
Lineage: Eukaryota; Fungi; Basidiomycota; Agaricomycetes; Russulales; Stereaceae
Exons: 3
Coding region: 182-1375 (397 amino acids)
Source: RefSeq, a predicted model, not a curated record